AUGACAUCAGAACAAUUAACUGAAGCAUUAAAAAAACUACAACCUGUACCAAUUGAAGAAACUCAUUGUAUUGAACAAUUUAUUGAACAUUAUAAACCUAAAGAGGAUAACAAAAAUUGUAUAGUAUUACAAAGUACAGAAGGAAAUAAAAUUAUAUUAGUUCAUAAUGUGUUGACUAUUAUUGAUGUUUUGAGUGAAUUUCCUUUCAAUAAAACUCUUUGGUGUUCAUCUUUGUUUUAUCCUGUAGAAUUUCAUGAAGAUAAAAUAUUUGAAUGUAUAACUGCUAAGCUAUUAACUCAUCCAAAUAAUACGUUAUUGUUAGCAUUACAAAGUUGGAUUGAAGAAUGUGGAGUUGAAUUUACAGAGAAGUCAUUGAGUAUUAUCAAAGACGUACUUGAUUAUGUAGAGAAAGUAGAUGGAGAAACGUUGAAUGAAAGUAUUGAAAAAGUAAAAAAAACUCUUUCAAAUACUCAUAGUAAUGAAAAUGAACCUACUUUUCAAAUGAAAUUUGAUCCAGCACCUAUUUCUAUUGAUGGAAAAUCAAUGAAAUUACCUGAUUGGAUGGCACCAUCAAGUUAUUCAGUAACAAUUUUAAAUAAAGAUUUCUUAGAAAUUGCAAAUCAAUUAAUGAUUUGUGAAUUUUCAUUCUUAGAACUAUUACAACCAAAGGACUAUUACAUUAACAUCUUUUCAACUACUAGACCAAAUUCUAAUAUUGAAUUAUAUUAUAAAUGGAAUCAAAAAAUUACUAAUUGGGUUGCUUAUUCUAUAAUUAAUCAAAAAAAUGAAAUGAUUAGAGAAAUGGCAUUCAAAAAUUUCCUUCAAUUGGCAAUUAAAUGUAUUGAAAUUAAGAAUUUUAAUUCAUUUAAUUCUAUUGUUAAUGGAUUAACCCAUUAUGCUGUAAUUCGUAUGAAAAAAACUAUAGCACAAAGGACACAAGAAGAAAAUGAAUUGAUGUUUAAAUUAAUAGAUAUUCAAGGGGAAAUUCAAAAUUCAAAUUACAGCAUUUCAUAUGGUAAACCUGCUAUUCCUUAUUUAAAAUUCUUCUUAAAAGAAAUGUGUCAAAUUUUUGAAGAAGAAGAAGAAAUAGAUGAUACAAAAGAAAAUAUACUUCAAGAAGAUGAAAUGAAUAAGAUGAUUGAUAUAUCUAAGGCUAUUAAAAUUGGUGAACUUAUUGACCAAUUGAAAGGAUUCACAACUGAAAAAUGUACAACCCAAGUCAAUAAACAAACUAAUGAUUUCUUUAUGAAUGGGAUUAGAACAAUGAAAUUAAGUAAUACUGAUUUAUUGAAUUUGUCUAUGGCAAGUGAACCAAAUAAUUAA
Entamoeba histolytica HM-1:IMSS is the source of this 1323-nucleotide messenger RNA. Its product is annotated as Ras guanine nucleotide exchange factor, putative. Gene Ontology annotation, biological process: Ras protein signal transduction; positive regulation of GTPase activity. The record is from RefSeq and is a predicted model, not a curated record. Gene Ontology annotation, molecular function: guanyl-nucleotide exchange factor activity. Lineage: Eukaryota; Evosea; Mastigamoebida; Endamoebidae. The transcript has a single exon. Gene Ontology annotation, cellular component: plasma membrane. Bases 1 to 1323 code for a protein of 440 amino acids.